Aspergillus niger is the source of this 822-nucleotide messenger RNA. RefSeq lists its product as uncharacterized. The coding region runs from base 1 to 822 and encodes 273 amino acids. Gene Ontology annotation, molecular function: oxidoreductase activity. The transcript has 4 exons. Gene Ontology annotation, cellular component: cytosol. The record is from RefSeq and is a predicted model, not a curated record. Lineage: Eukaryota; Fungi; Ascomycota; Eurotiomycetes; Eurotiales; Aspergillaceae.
AUGGAGUCUUAUUUGAAAGGCCGCACGGCGGUGAUAACCGGCGCCUCUAUGGGCAUCGGUGAAGCAAUUGCUAUGACUUUGGCAGAGAAGGGUAUGGAUGUCGCUCUAUUAGCGAGAAGCGGGGACAAGCUGGAGGCUGUGAAGGCUCGAAUCGAGAGCAAAUGCCCCGAUGUCAAUGUUCGCGCCUAUAGUGUUGAUAUCCAAAGUCAUGCGGAGGUCAAUGCGGUUGUUAAACUUAUCGUAUCCGCUUUAGGAGAUAUUGAGGUUUUGAUCAACAAUGCUGGUCUCGCCCUUGGUGCGCCAGGAAGGUUCUGGGAACUCCCUAUUGAGAUGGUGGAGCAAAUGAAUGGCACCAACAUUACUGGAGUGAUGUAUAUGACUCACAGCGUGCUGAACCAGAGCAUGUGGCCCAGAAAGCGCGGCACUAUCAUAAACGUCUCGUCCGUUACGGGGCUUGAAUGCCCUCCUUUUGAAGGCGAAGCUGUCUAUCACGCAAACAAGGCCUGUCUUGAGGCAUUUACCAAUAGCUUGCGUAUGGAAACGGCUGGAUCGAACAUCCGUGUCUCAGUCCUCAGACCGGGCUGUGUGGUCAGCCAUUUCCAUCUUCAGCGCGUCAAGUAUGAUCAGAACGCGAUGGAUGAAUUUUUCUACGGCUAUGAACCCCUGGUACCGGAAGAUCUUGCAGAAGCAGUAUGGUAUAUGGUCAGCUGCCCUGAGAGGAUCACGAUUAAGGCGCUGGAUUGCGUGCCUACAGCGCAGAGAGCGCUUACUCGGUUUGAUCGGGAGUGGAAUGCACGAAAAGACGGAGAAAACAAGGCUUAG